Molecule: messenger RNA, 1511 nt
Organism: Cannabis sativa
Lineage: Eukaryota; Viridiplantae; Streptophyta; Magnoliopsida; Rosales; Cannabaceae
Product: peroxisome biogenesis protein 22
Exons: 8
Coding region: 341-1162 (273 amino acids)
Biological process (GO): peroxisome organization
Source: RefSeq, a predicted model, not a curated record
AUUUAAGAAUAUAUAUAUAUAUAUAUGAUAGCAUCGUACUAUUUGUCCUCUAUUUCUUUCUCCUUUGUUUUUUUUUUUUCUAUGAUAACCUUCUUUUUCUUUCUCCUUUGGUUUGGUUAAAGCAAAGAAUUUUUUUUUCAUUUUAAGUCUAAUUUUUUAUUUUUAAUUAAAGAAAAUUGGUUUUGUUCUCUCUUCGCUCUCCUCGAUACCCACCACAGUAGCUGAUAACUCAGAAGCGAUGUGGGAUACAAUUACAUCACCAUCACCAACAGCUCAAAUUCAGUAAACCCUUUCUCCUUUUACACACCCAUACGACGUCGUUUCUCCAUCUCCGGCUUCCAUGGCUGAAUCUUCCAAAGACGACCUCGUCCAGCUUAUCAAGCGUUUUGGGGCUUAUCUCACCGUCAGGAUGUCCAAUAUCUUCUCGAUCUCUUUCCAUAACCUGAAUGCGCGAUCGGUUGGGGCUAUUGCUGGCCUUGCAGUGGCAAUAGUUUUCACCUGGAGGCUUUUGAGAUCACCCAGUACACCUCAAAGAAGACAACCAAAAAGGCAGGCUCCUGGUGGUGCCAGUAGUUCUAGCAUCACUUCACAUACAAAUGCACCCUUUUCACCAUCUGGAGUGUUGCCGUCAGAGGAUGCUAGAGCACAAAAUGUUGUUGACGAGUUUUUUCAACAAGUGAAACCAACCUUGGGGCAAAUAGUUAGGCAGAAAUUGAGUGAAGGAAGAAAGGUGACAUGUCGAUUGCUUGGAGUACUUCUUGAGGAAACCAGUCCAGAAGAGCUUCAGAAACAAGUGACUGUGAAGUCCUCCGUUUUGGAAGUACUAUUGGAGAUAACGAAAUAUUGUGAUCUGUAUCUGAUGGAAAGAGUUUUGGAUGAUGAAAGUGAAAAGAAGGUUCUUUUGGCUUUGGAAGAGGCCGGGGUUUUCACAUCUGGUGGUUUGGUCAAAGACAAGGUUCUCUUCUGUAGCACAGAGAUUGGAAGGGCCUCUUUUGUUCGACAGUUGGAGCCAGAUUGGCAUAUCGACACGAAUCUUGAGAUAGUUUCACAGUUAGCUAGAUUUAUCAAGUACGAGCUUCACAUCUCUCCUACCAGAACUGAACGGACUGCUUCUAACGUGUUCAGCUCCCCAUCCUUAGAACAGUUUUUUGGAUCAGUUUGAUGCUUUUAAACAAAUAAAAAUAUGCAAAUAUAAUUCAUAAACUUUUAUUAGGUGGUUCUUUCCUCCCCCAUAUGUUUUGUUUUUUUAAUCUUUUAACCAUGUAUUACAUUCUAGCUCCAGCUUGUUACAGCCUGCAGUUACUGGUGGCAAGAAAAAUGAAAUACUUGAUCUUCAUCCAUCUGCUGCAAAGGAAAAAUGUGUGUAUUUGGACCUCGUUUAAUAGAUUGGAUUUUAUCCAAACUCUUUUUGGCCCUUGAUGAUUUCACAAGUCUGUAAUUUAUACUAGUGAAAGAGAUUGAUGAUUACUCAUCACAUACAACAGGUUUAGCUGCAUUUUUCUUUCUACUCA